ACGUAAAGACGUGACGUCCUGUAGACUCUGUGGGCAGGAAAACUGCGCGCGUGUGCGAUAGAGACAAGAGAGAUAGGCGCAUGCAUUGAUCGCUCCCGGAGCACAGACACGGCGCAAGGUCCAACACGAUGCGUUUCUAAUGCUGGGGCACGGCCAGAAUCAAGCCCAUUCUCACCCCAGAACACACAUCGUGCAGCAGCAACCUCGCCCUGAGCCAGAGAUCGGGCUGGGUUCGGGCGGCGAGCGGAAGGACGGCGGACUGAAACAGCAGGGCGUCUCAAAGCGGGUGCACGCGCCUUUUAGAGAAAGAGAGAGAAAGAGAGAGAGAGAGAGGGAGUGACUGCCUGCCUGUGCAUUAGCAGCCAUGAGAGAAUACAAAGUGGUCGUGUUGGGAUCCGGCGGCGUGGGAAAAUCGGCUUUGACUGUGCAGUUCGUCACCGGGUCCUUCAUCGAGAAGUACGAUCCGACGAUAGAAGAUUUCUACCGCAAAGAGAUCGAGGUGGACUCGUCGCCCUCGGUGCUGGAGAUCCUGGACACGGCGGGGACCGAGCAGUUCGCCUCCAUGCGCGAUCUGUACAUCAAAAACGGCCAGGGCUUUAUACUCGUUUACAGUCUGGUCAACCAACAGAGCUUCCAGGACAUCAAACCCAUGCGGGAUCAAAUCAUCCGCGUGAAACGGUACGAGAGAGUGCCCAUGAUCUUGGUGGGGAAUAAGGUGGAUCUGGAAGGAGAGAGGGAAGUCUCUUCCGGGGAAGGCAAAGCUCUGGCGGACGAGUGGAACUGCCCGUUUAUGGAAACUUCAGCCAAAAAUAAAGGCUCGGUGGACGAACUGUUUGCAGAAAUUGUCCGACAAAUGAACUAUGCCUCGGCGCCAAAUGGAGACGAUCAGUGCUGUUCGUCUUGUGUUAUUCUUUAAACAGAAAAGCAUUUAUGUGUCCCCUUUCCUGUUUGCCAUGAGGAAUUCUGUACUGUUGAGCUACGUGUCUCCCCCCUGGCCUUGGCUUUUUUGGAGUAGGAGUUCCUCAAGGGGAGGAGGAGACCCCCUGGAAUAGUGGAUCACUCUUCAGGAAUUCCGCUAGGGUUGGAGUAUGCACAGCAUUGAUGUCAACACAAGUUGCUGAUCGACGCCCGUUUCGGAUUGCACUCAUAACUGGAACUUAAACCCCAAGACGUGGAAAACUGAGACACGGGAGGAAAAUCUGUAUAAUUUUUCUUGCUGUACGUGAGUUUGACUAAAGGAGCGCGCGGACCUGGCAACCCUCGUCGUGAAUCAAAUUAUCGCGUCAUUUUUUUCUGUUAUUUUGCCGGCGGAUGACGUCACAACUGAAAAAAAAACACUUUCACGUGCCACUUUCCCCCCUUCUCCUCCUCCAGCGUGCGCUAAGACUUUACUGUUGUGACGUGAGGACGUCGGAGCUUACGUCAUCGCGUCGAGUGCCUUCCUAAAAGCUGUUCAAGAGUUUAGUGCCAAGCUGCAAUGGUCUGCAAGGAAUCUCUGUUCAUGGCAAUCCACAAAGUACUUAACUGUUACACUUGCUGAUUGUUUUGGGGGUUAACAAUGUUUUAAAGGCCUAUUGUCAAUGGAAUGGCAGUUAUCACAAUUCACAGAGUUUUUUUGGCCUUUAAGUAAAACAUUUUUGGCUCUUUUCUUGAAACUGGUCUAGAUUUGGCCAAAUAUAGUGUGAAACGCAGGUACUGACGCCCCCAGACUCAAAGCCACAAUCCACUGUCUCUCUAGACCAGUUAAAUCAGAUUUUUGUUAUUUUGUUUUUAACAAAUGUGAUGUACCAUUGAAAUUCUAAUCCGAUUGUACGUUUAAUUUCAGACUAGCAUUUUAACAGCUGUCUGAUUGUUUUAAAGAGACUUUUAAUACAAAUUGCAUUUUUAAAAAAUCA
This is a messenger RNA of Triplophysa rosa, 1895 nucleotides long. RefSeq names its product RAP2B, member of RAS oncogene family (gene rap2b). Gene Ontology annotation, cellular component: plasma membrane. The coding region runs from base 365 to 916 and encodes 183 amino acids. The transcript has 2 exons. Lineage: Eukaryota; Metazoa; Chordata; Actinopteri; Cypriniformes; Nemacheilidae. The record is from RefSeq and is a predicted model, not a curated record. Gene Ontology annotation, biological process: Rap protein signal transduction; negative regulation of cell migration. Gene Ontology annotation, molecular function: GTP binding; GTPase activity; GDP binding.